Neoarius graeffei (lesser salmon catfish) is the source of this 1261-nucleotide messenger RNA. RefSeq names its product LY6/PLAUR domain containing 6B (gene lypd6b). Lineage: Eukaryota; Metazoa; Chordata; Actinopteri; Siluriformes; Ariidae. Bases 113 to 622 code for a protein of 169 amino acids. The record is from RefSeq and is a predicted model, not a curated record. The transcript is spliced from 5 exons. Gene Ontology annotation, molecular function: acetylcholine receptor regulator activity.
AUUUUCUUUAAAUUCGCAGAGCUGCUCGGGUCUUGAAGUUUCUUUCGCAGCACGAAAGCCGCAGUAACAGCCAGGCCUCUCGGAGGUGCCCACUUUAACCCGUUCCCGAAGGAUGGCUGUCCCUAUAGCAGUGUACCUCUUGGUUGCUUCCAUGCUGCUUUUGCCUGUAGUCAAGUGUGACAGCAUUAACUUCUAUAAUAUCAGGCCUCCUGUGGAUGCAACUCCAUAUCCCAAAAGCUUCAAGUGCUUCACGUGCGAGCAGGCCUCCGACAACUACAGCUGUAAUCGCUGGGCUGAAGACAAGUGGUGUCCUCCGAAUACGCAGUACUGCAUGACCAUACAUCAUUUUGGUCGACACGAGAAAACUAAGUUUGUAACGAAAAGGUGCGCUUCAUUCGAUGACUGCAACUUGACUGGAUGCCGACAUCACGGGAACACACACCACACGGAGUGUGUGUCAUGCUGUGAGGGCAUGGCGUGCAACGUGGAGCUUCCUACUAAUCACACCAACGCUGUGUUCAUGCGGAUUCAGGACUUCGGCUCAUCCUCGUCGCACAGCAGCAGAAGCUGGACUCCCUUAUUUCUACUAACUGCAGCCCUCAUAGCGCCGUUACCUUUGUGACAAUAUUGCCAAGCUGCUGAGAUUGCACAAUAUCCUGCUGGAAUACCACUGGCACACCGCUAAAAGGUUUCCACGAGUCUUCAAGAAAGCAGGAAGUUCCUCCUGCCUCGUCAGUGUCGGAGGUAUAAAAGCAGCCAAUCGUAACAGCAAAGCUGUCUCACUGACCUGACCGAAAGUCCAGCCAAUCAGAAUCGGUGCACAGAGUCCAAACCAAGAAGACUUUGCCAUUGUCAACUGUUUGCGAGUGACAGACAUGCAAAAUAGGAUGGACAAAAGGAAUCAUUUAGCUGCAAGGAUGUUGAGUCCCCAAAUAAUGCUUCAUUGGGUUUGUAUUGACCCUGUUGAAGGACAUGUACAGGACUGAGGGGUUCUGGGAUGGUGGCACGACUUUGUCCGGUGGCUCAGAGCCCAGACACUGUCCCAGAAAAACCCUAACAAGAGGACCAACUGCAAAACCCUCUCUCUUCUAGAACUCUCUGGAAGAGGUCUGGCAGGAAGGCUUCGAGAAGGUGGACAGACUCUUUUUCAUGUUUAAUGGUCACAUUUUGCUUUAGAAAUCUCACAGAGACAAAGCAUGGGACUAACAGUGGUAGGACGCUUUGAGAUGUUUAACAGAUAUUCAGCAAUAUUUAUGAAUAA